Molecule: messenger RNA, 2094 nt
Organism: Helianthus annuus (common sunflower)
Lineage: Eukaryota; Viridiplantae; Streptophyta; Magnoliopsida; Asterales; Asteraceae
Exons: 6
Coding region: 1-2094 (697 amino acids)
Source: RefSeq, a predicted model, not a curated record
AUGAUUGAUAAGGAGGAGUUGCCGAUACAUAAGAAAGAGGAUUGGUUUGUGAAGCUUACUGCCACACCUAAUCGGGUUUUCAAUGAAAACGUCAUUGUUGCGGCGCGGAUGAGUGAUCAAUGGCCGACUGAUAGUAAAGAAGUUUCGGUUUUUAAGUUCCAGGGUAGAGAGGCACGCCUUUAUCAAGCUGCUUUCCCCACUUUUGGUGGGUCCAUGGGCGUGCGCCCACUGGAAGCGGGUGAGCAAUAUUGGUAUGAAGAGAUUAGACGUCACUUUAUGUAUCCCAUUGCUGGAGCUUUUGCUGAUCCGCCUUCCGCUACUGAAGGUGCGCAUAUACCUAACCCCAGGCCCUUGCGAGCUAUAACUUCUGCUGGGAAAGAGAUUCUCUAUCUUUCCAGCGAGGAGUCUGUUGGGUCUUCAAACGGGGAGCUAAGUUCGUGGUCUAACGUCUUUGCAGGUGUGUUGCGCAACCUGGGAAUUGACCCUGAAGAGAAGAAGAAGAAACCCAACAAACGGAAGAAGGUUAUUACCUUAGAUGCUGAAGUAACCAGCAAGAAGGGCGGGAGUAGCCGCGCGACUGCCAGUGCUGCUGAUAAAGGUGAGAAGAGCGCUGCUGGUUCAAAAAGCUCGGGGAGCGCGGUUUCUCGGAAUCCAGAUGCUGGAGCCACUCCGUCUUCCAUCGCGCUUGAUGAAGAGGAGGAGGAAGAAGAGGAAGAAGAGCAUGCUGAGAAGUUGAUAAGCAGAAAGAGAAGUCGAGAAGAGACUACAGCUGGCGCGUCUGUGGCGCAGAAGGCUGGUGAAGGUCUCGUAAUCGGGAAACAGAGCAAUCUUCGCUCUCUUUAUAAAUUUUCUCCUGAAGCCAAGAAGAAGACCCCUGAAAAGAAGUGUGUUAUGAUUAAAGACCCCCAAGAGCCAGCGCCGAAAAAGACCAAGAAAAAGAAGGCUGCUGAGAAGCCUGUUGACAAGGUUGCUGAGAAGGAGAAGGAGAGGGAGAAAAAGAAGGCUUCUGAAAAGCCUGUCGAUGAUCCUAAGGAGACCGGGGCCGCUGCUACUACUGCUCAUGAGAAAGCGCAGGGUCCGGCGGUCGUCCAUAUCACGGGGCUUGACCAGCCCCUUCAUGAGAAAAGAAAGGAACCUGAGGUUGAGAAGCUGACCAAGCCUACGCAGGCUGAUGCCCCAGUUCAGACUGUUCAAGUAACUUCUACUACUGGGGGAUCAGGUUCUGCUAUUCCUAAGGAAAAAUCUGCUAAGGCAGGUAGUGCGAGCUCUGGUGGCGCUGGAGGGUCUGUGCCGCAGUCACCCAUUGGCCCCAAUGAUACUGUGGGAGUUAUUUACUAUAAAACUUAUACUGAGGCUCGCGGCGAUGCUCCCCACCGAGCUCCAUGGGGUUUGAAGCAGAAGGACACCUUCUUGGAGUUCGCUCCUUGCCGCGACUGGUUCUUAAAUUCCUUCCCUCCAGGGGAAGUCAACCGGCAAAGGGCGCGAACUCAUGAAAGUUUGUAUCAUGCGUAUGUAGUUGGAGAAGCCAACACCUGCGCCACCAACCACCAGAUCGUGCGUGAGUGGCGCACGAUGGUUAAAGAGCGGGCUGAGUGGGAAAAAUAUUGUGAGCGCCUGUUGAAGCAGGUUAAGGAGUAUGAGAAGGCUAAAGCUGCCUUUGCUAAAGAGAAAGCCAAGUUUGAUUCUGAUAAGAAAUCAGAGGAGUGGGGUCGUGAAGCCCUUAGGGGUAAGCUUCGAGCUACUGAAGACCUUUUAGCGAAGGAGCGCGCAGAGUGGAAGAAGAUAUGUGAAAAAGACAAUCAACGUAUGUAUGCCGCGCGCUCAAAAAUCACAGAUCUUGAAGCUCAAGUUACUGAAUUGAAAGGGAAGAUUGAAGAUGAGCGAACUAAUAAGGAACGCGUUGAGGCUGAGCUGAAAGCGCAGGUUUCCAGUAAGGACAAAGACCUGGCGGCUAAGGACAUUGAGAUUGCAGAGCUGAAACGUCAUUUGCAAGAGCAAACCGACAAAAGUGAGUCCUUGGAAAUUGACCUUGAAGCUGAGAGAGGGAAAGCUGCUACUUCUGAGGAGGCUAGGCAAAAGGCUGAAGAGGCGUGA